AUUUUUGAUAACAAUUUCGAAUUUUUAAAGCAUUCUGAAGUGUAAUUUUUUCAAAGAAAACUACGUUUCUUAAGGAAGCCGUAAUUUUAUCUAAACAGAAAAUUGAGUCCUUUGUUCAUUACUUGUAUUCAUCUAUUGUUAUAAUACAUUUUUUUUUGGUUUUUGGAUUUGAGUUAAUUUUAAGCAGAAAAAUCGUCCUCCCCGCCAGACACCAUUUAUCAGAAAUUCUCCUGGAAAUCGACUACGGGGUCAACAGAUCCUGAAAUUUUUUGACAUUCGUAAUUAUAUACAUGCUUUUUGAAGGUUACGUCUAACUACGAAAUCGAUACAAUAUAGAAAUAAUAGUCUGGUACUACUACAACCCUAACGUUGUUGUAGAUUUCUGUUGAACAACUAAGACAACUAACUUAUAAGAUAACAAACCAAACUUCGAACACAGAUACUUUAUGGUAAAUUACAAGAACGCACAACAAAGUUCAAGCUAUCCGCGCAAAGAUCUUAGAUUUCAUCGAAGACACAACCAAGUGCAUUCAUAUAAAACAAAUUAAUAAACAUCGGAGCAUAUCGACAGCGAGGGCAGAGUGGCUUAAUUAAACAGCGGCAAAGGUGCAACCGCCGAUAAGUUGCCAAGAAAGUUUCUGGCUGUACGCAAAAUCAAUCACAGUUGCAAUAUGCCUGCCAGUACAUAGCUGCGGCUUGACACACUGAUAAAGACAUUGAGAAGCAAAGAUAAAAACUACAAAACGAAAAUAAGAAAACAAGCAUAUUAAUCACGAGUCGAUGUCGUUGUGGAGUGGGGACGCAAUCAGCCACAUGCAAUGGAAGUCGAUGAUGAUACUCCGCGGAACGUGUUUCUACAUAUUGAAAUAUAAUUUCGGAUAGAACACAAUGAUUGCAAAAACAGUAAUAGGCGAAACACGCUCUCAGCCGGAGCGCAAACCAUGCGAUUUUUUAGUUUUUGCGCAAAUUACAGUGUAACCAAAAUCUUUUGUUUUUAGAUAGAUGCCAAAAGCUAGGUUGAAAUCGAAAUGACACGUCGCGGCAAAUUUGUAGUGAACAAAGUAAGCAAUGUUAGAAUACAUUUCAUUAGGGACACACCUGCACCACAAAGUACGGCGCCGCAACACUGUCACAAUGUGAGCAGCAGCACACCUGCGCAAGUGGGCUGCGGCGGUCGGCGUGUUCCACAUCCACCCGCUCCAUCAGCCACGCUCACACUUACACAAAAGCUCGAAUUCGUAUUGACGCUCGUUAAUCGGCUGCUAAUCGGCUUCGUAACAGUUUAUUUGUGUUGGAUGAGUCUGCGUUUGGAUAGUAAGGAUAUUCCAUGGCAUGCGGUGUUUUGCACACUGGGCUUUCUCUGCUUGAUGUCCGAAGGUCUGAUGGCCUACUAUCGUGGCAACGUUUGGACACAAGUGUGUCACCGGCCGGAGAAAGCACGUUUACAUUGGGUGUUGCAGUUGUGCGGCUCCAUAAUUGGUCUCAUAGGCAUCGUGAUUAAAAUGUGUCUGGAGGAGGCGCACUUCCACACGCGUCACGGCAUGAUAGGUCUGGCUACCAUGGUUAUUUUAUUUAUCAGCUUAUUAAGCGGUCUCAGCUCACUUUACGCCGCCGAACUUAAGGGUCGCCUACAACCACGUUUUAAUAAAACAUUGCACAAUAUUAUUGGCUUAAUGACGUUCACAUUGGCUAUGCUGAGCAUGUAUUACUCGUUCGAGACGCAACUAUUUAACGACUACUCGUUAGACGCAUCGACUUAUAUGGACUUCCGUUUGCUCUUGGAGAUUAUCACAAUUAUUAUAUUUGUGUUGACCGCAUAUGGACCUAUGUGGUGCUUGUUUUAUAGUCGUUUGUAGAUCAAACGAAUAUUUAGUGAAUAAUAACGUGUAACAUUAGAGAAUAUAUAAAAAAGUUAACAAAAAUACAAUUUUAACCUCACGAAUACGAAA
Messenger RNA from Bactrocera oleae (olive fruit fly), 1949 nucleotides. Its product is annotated as transmembrane reductase CYB561D2. The record is from RefSeq and is a predicted model, not a curated record. Lineage: Eukaryota; Metazoa; Arthropoda; Insecta; Diptera; Tephritidae. Gene Ontology annotation, molecular function: heme binding; transmembrane monodehydroascorbate reductase activity.